Messenger RNA from Perca fluviatilis (European perch), 1210 nucleotides. Its product is annotated as MAGUK p55 subfamily member 4-like. The record is from RefSeq and is a predicted model, not a curated record. NCBI's taxonomy places the organism in Eukaryota, Metazoa, Chordata, Actinopteri, Perciformes, Percidae. Gene Ontology annotation, cellular component: adherens junction; plasma membrane. The coding region runs from base 1 to 1074 and encodes 357 amino acids. The transcript is spliced from 11 exons.
AUGGCGUUCAAGCAGAGGAGACGUGCUGGAGGUUGUCGUACCAACCCGACGACACUGGUGGCAGGCCAGGGAAACUGCCCUGCUCUGCAGCCUGCGCCCGGGCUCAUUCCCUCUGCCAGCAUGCUGAAAAGUAAACUGAAGGAACAUUGGUGGUGUCAGCCAUUACAGGGUCAUACCUGCAUCAGACCCUAUUCUGUUCCAGAGGACGAUCGAACACACGCUGAAGACAAACACACAGUCGCAGAGCUGGAAGAAAUACACUUUGAUGAAGCCGACUCUGAUAUUACUGAUGGAAUCUACCUGGCUGGUUUCCGGCGGAGUUUCCGUCUCUGGCAGAGAACGUCCUUCAGGAAGAGACGGCAGUCAUGCACCUCGUGCACGCCCAGCAGCGGCACCCUGUCCACUCCGUACGAGGAGGUGGUUCUGUACCAGCGCCCCCCGCAGGAGACCCACCGCCUCAUCAUCCUCGUCGGUGCUGCGAAAGUUGGAAUUAACGAACUGAGGAAAAGACUGAUCAAACUGAACCCUUCGACCUUCCAGGGACCCGUACCUCACACCUCUCGUCCAAUCAGAGCAGGGGAGCAGACGGAAAGAGAGUACCACUUUGUCACCAAAGAGCUGUUUGAGUACAUGGUCUGUAACCACAGGUUUGUGGAGUACGGGGAGUAUAAGGGCCACCUGUACGGGACCAGCACCGAUGCUAUUGACGAGGUGCUGAAACGAGGACGGAUGUGCAUCAUCGAUGUUGAACCACAUAGCAUCCAGUCGCAGACGAAGAAACUGAAGCCCUACGUGAUCUUCAUCAAAGCUCCGAGUCCGGACAGACUGAGACAAACCCGGAGAGACGCCCGAACCAUCACCAACUGCACCGUCAACAGAGCAUUCACAGAGGAAGACUUUGUGGAGCUGGAGGAGGCGUCCCGGCUGAUGGAGGCCAAGUACAAACAGCUGUUUGAUAGCGUGCUGGUGAACGACGACCUGCAGGACGCCUGCAUGCAGCUCUGCUCCAUCAUCCAGGCAGCGCAGCAUGAACCGCAGUGGAUCCCCGUCAGCUGGAGCCAGACGGACGAGUAACGAGAGGAAGGAGAGGAAGGGAAGGAGAGGAAGAGAAGGAGAGGAAGGGAGGAGGAUAUCAAGACUACAAUUGAGAAUAUGUGUUGGAUGAAAUGGGACAAUACUAAUAACUAAUAAAGGCUGACUGAUCAAACUC